Cinclus cinclus is the source of this 3162-nucleotide messenger RNA. RefSeq names its product single stranded DNA binding protein 2 (gene SSBP2). The record is from RefSeq and is a predicted model, not a curated record. Bases 36 to 1142 code for a protein of 368 amino acids. NCBI's taxonomy places the organism in Eukaryota, Metazoa, Chordata, Aves, Passeriformes, Cinclidae. Gene Ontology annotation, biological process: positive regulation of transcription by RNA polymerase II. The transcript is spliced from 17 exons. Gene Ontology annotation, cellular component: nucleus. Gene Ontology annotation, molecular function: protein binding; single-stranded DNA binding.
ACAGGUGCGUGACAGUCGGGAGCUUCUCCGCAGGCAUGUACGGCAAAGGCAAGAGCAACAGCAGCGUCCCGUCCGACAGCCAGGCCCGCGAGAAAUUAGCACUGUAUGUAUAUGAAUAUCUGCUCCAUGUAGGAGCACAGAAAUCAGCCCAGACAUUUUUAUCAGAGAUAAGAUGGGAAAAAAACAUCACACUGGGGGAGCCCCCAGGAUUCUUGCAUUCCUGGUGGUGUGUGUUCUGGGAUCUCUACUGUGCAGCUCCAGAAAGACGAGAAACAUGUGAACACUCGAGUGAAGCAAAAGCCUUUCAUGACUACAGUGCUGCAGCAGCUCCCAGCCCAGUGCUAGGAAACAUUCCCCCAGGAGAUGGCAUGCCAGUAGGUCCAGUACCACCGGGGUUUUUUCAGCCUUUCAUGUCCCCCCGCUACCCUGGAGGUCCAAGGCCACCUCUCAGAAUACCCAACCAGGCCCUCGGAGGUGUCCCAGGGAGUCAGCCCCUCCUGCCCAGCGGGAUGGACCCCACACGGCAGCAGGGUCAUCCAAACAUGGGUGGGCCAAUGCAGAGGAUGACUCCUCCAAGGGGAAUGGUGCCAUUAGGACCACAGUCUGACCCUUGGUUGUCGUUGCAGAACUAUGGAGGUGCCAUGCGACCCCCUCUGAACGCUUUAGGUGGCCCGGGGAUGCCUGGGAUGAACAUGGGUCCUGGUGGUGGUAGACCUUGGCCAAACCCAACCAAUGCCAAUUCUAUACCUUACUCCUCAGCCUCUCCUGGGAACUACGUGGGUCCUCCAGGAGGUGGAGGGCCACCAGGAACACCCAUCAUGCCUAGUCCUGCAGAUUCAACCAACUCUGGAGACAACAUGUACACUUUAAUGAAUGCUGUGCCACCUGGGCCCAACAGACCUAAUUUUCCACUGGGGCCAGGCUCAGAUGGACCCAUGAGCGGACUGGGUGGAAUGGACUCACACCAUAUGAAUGGAUCAUUAGGCUCAGGAGACAUGGAUAGUAUUUCCAAAAACUCUCCCAGUAAUAUGAGCAUGAGCAACCAGCCUGGCACUCCCAGAGAUGACAGUGAGAUGGGUGGAAACUUCCUAAACCCUUUCCAGAGUGAGAGUUACUCCCCUAGCAUGACAAUGAGUGUGUGACCCGUUCACAAGUGUCGCCAUGAAGACCACAGUGAGUUGGCCCUCUCCAGAGAGCUACUGCAGAAGAAAAUUAUUCGUCCCAGUGUACAGUUUAACUAAAGGAUCUCAGACACAAUCAGACCCACCCGUUUUGUUUUAUUUUUUCCCUACCAUCUCCCCAUUUUGUCAAGAAAGUGGGUCCCAAACAUGCUUGAGACAGCUGUAAGGAGUGGCAUGCGAGAAGUGCCCGAGGUGGAGCUGCCAGCGCCUGUCUGUGUGUGUACAUGUGUGGGUCAGCGUGGGGUGUGUGUGUGUGACACUUCAAACACACACACACAGACCCCAGGACACUGUAAAAUAGGAUCACAUGACAUCUUACCUAGAAAUCAGAAGUAGGGACUUUUAUUCCAUUUCCUUUUUUUUUUUUUUUUCACGUUUACAUUUUAAUUAUUAAAAUUUGCUUUCCGUCUCCCCUCCUGAACUGUUUUAUGUUGCAUAUAUCACUGCUUUAUAAGUUAUUUUUUAAGUUGAACUCAAAGGAUAAAUUCUUUUGAUUUAGUUAGCGUCUGCCAUCAUGGAUAGGAAUAAAAUUGCUUAUACGAGCUUUCAUUACCUUGUGUUUGAUACCAGCUACCCUGUGAAUCACAAAUUGUACUGUCUCAAGAAAUAGAAGAAAGCUCAUCUUAAUUUUUUGGAGAAAUUUAAUAACUUCCACCUAGUUUGGGGAUUUUUUUUGAUACUUUGCCUUUAAGAGGAAAAAAAAAGCACUGAAGGUUAUUUUUCUUCUUUAAUUGAAGCCUAAUAUCUGCAAUAUCUAUUUUAAAUGGAAGCCUGCAUUUGAUACAAGCUUCUCAGUUUAUAUAGAGUACUAUAAGGUUACUGUAAGUGAGCUCCAAUUGCUAUAGAAUCUAGCAAUAAAGUGUCAGGGCUUCUCCUGCCCAUGGAAUUGAGUUUUCUAUUUAGCAUGGUCUUCUGUAGGGGUGGUAGUUAGUGGAAAUACAAUAGAGUCCUUAUCACCAAAACAUUUUCUAACAACUUACAAUUAUAUUUUCCCAUUUUCAGUGAUUCUCAAACAAAUAUGAGCAAUCUGUGUUCCUAAUUAUAAAAAGUAUUUCCCAAGCACAUUUAGAAAAUCAGGUCACCCUGCUGCUUGGGUGUGUGUUUUCUGCCAUAUCUGCCAGAAUUGAUUCCCACAAAACCUUCCAGUUGGGAGCAUUUCUUUUUGUGUGUGUUUUUUUUUCUUUUUUUUUUUUUUUUUUUGUUUGGUUUGGGCUUUUUUUUUUUUUGAGCCAAAAUGCCACAGUAAACUUUUUAUGACUACUAGCCUUUGUGUGAGGAUGUUACCUUGUGCCAUGAACACAAGAUGAACAAAGGUCUGGGCCCUUUUAUAAGGAAACAGUUAGAUAUUAAAGCUGGGGACAGAGUACAGAAAAAGGCCUAAAGGAAACACUUCUGGAAGCAUUCCCAUUUCUCUUCAGGCAUAGCUCUGAAACCAAGAUUAUGGUACAUUUUCUUAGUUCCUGAUGAUUUUCAGCUCCCCAGAGAAAACAAAGGGUUUCAGUGUGUAGUGAUACAAAGGCUGAUGAUCAGCAAUGCAAGCACAAAGUGGCUCAGCAGAAAUUCGUGCCACAGACAAACAGCAAAUUCCUCUCCUUGAACUUAAAUCCAGAAGAGCCACUUGCAGAGGAGGAGCAGUUCUGGGAUGUGGUAUAUCCAUGUGCAGGGAGAUUUUCUUUCAUGAACUUGUGAUAAAGGAAUAUCACCCAUAUGUGAUGGGCUUGUGAUGGUAGCUGAACAUAACAGGAUAUGUAAGGAAAACCACAGUCUCCUACCUCAUUUUUAUUUCCAUAUAUGAUAUGUGUAUAAUAUAUGGAAAUAAAAAUAUUUUACACUUUGCUCUCCUGUUAGUGCUAUUCAAAGAUAAAAGUCUCAGAGGAUUAAAAUUAUGUUGAAGUAUCAAAGAUUUUGGUAGCAUUACUUUUUAGUAAUAACUACUUGAUUAGAUGCAAACAUGACCUAGAUAGUCAUUAUUAUGGUUUUG